This is a messenger RNA of Gavialis gangeticus (Gharial), 1227 nucleotides long. RefSeq names its product MAF bZIP transcription factor K (gene MAFK). NCBI's taxonomy places the organism in Eukaryota, Metazoa, Chordata, Crocodylia, Gavialidae. The transcript has 3 exons. Gene Ontology annotation, cellular component: nucleus. The record is from RefSeq and is a predicted model, not a curated record. Gene Ontology annotation, molecular function: RNA polymerase II cis-regulatory region sequence-specific DNA binding; DNA-binding transcription factor activity, RNA polymerase II-specific. Bases 753 to 1223 code for a protein of 156 amino acids. Gene Ontology annotation, biological process: regulation of transcription by RNA polymerase II.
CCCGAUGAUGAAAUGUCUUGACUGGUGCAGUUCAAAUACAAGCUGAGCCAGCAUCCUUCCGGCUCCUGUCACCCCCCCACCCCACCUUCGCCACCCCUCGCUGCUGCCCACCGCCGCCCCCACCCCGGGGUGUUUGCAGACAUGAAUGAGUUUGUUUACUCUUUGACGAUCUUGUGAUGUCUUUGCACAGACAUGACCUGAAGUCGUUAUUGCUUUUGGGCUUCUCUGUUUCCAUGGCGACUGUCUCAGGGUUGGCUACUUUCCCAAGGUCACCAUGGCAACUAUCAGAAGGGAAUCAUGCUUGGGAUGCUUUGGCUGGAUUUUUCAUGAAUGAUUAGAAUGUGUGACACGACGCAGACGUGGAAAUGGGGAGGGUUGGGGUAGGAGGGGGGGCGAAGUCCCGCCAGACAGUCUGUGUGCGCUGUGCGCCCAGCGCCGCCGCAGCCUUCCAAACCCGCUCGAGCCGCUCCUCGGGAGGGACGAACUCGGUGUCAGAGCCGAAGCCCUCGCGCCCGCCCCGGCUUCUGCAGCCAAGAUGCUGGGGAAAGUGUAGGGCGAUGCCGUGAUGUCACAGUGCAGGGCCCUCGGCCGUGGUAGGUGCAGAAUGAGCGCUUGCUCCGGCAGUGUCGUCGCUCCGGCUCGGUGGGCGUGAAGGUUCGGGAGCGAGGGCCAGCGCCGCGGCCUGAAGGGGUGUAGCGACCCGCCGAGUUGCAAUUUCUGAGCAGUUUUGUCCAGGCGACUGUGCCCAGGUUAUGACGACUAAUCCCAAACCAAAUAAGGCAUUAAAGGUAAAGGAGGAGUCGGGAGAGAAUGCCCCGGUGCUGAGUGACGAUGAACUCGUGUCAAUGUCCGUACGGGAGCUGAACCAGCACCUGAGGGGUCUCACCAAAGAGGAGGUCAUCCGCCUGAAACAGCGGAGGCGCACGCUCAAGAACCGGGGCUACGCCGCCAGCUGCCGCAUCAAGCGCGUGACGCAGAAGGAGGAGCUGGAGAGGCAGCGGGUCGAGCUGCAGCAGGAGGUGGAGAAGCUGGCCAGAGAAAACAGCAGCAUGAAGCUGGAGCUGGAUGCCCUGCGUUCGAAGUACGAGGCGCUGCAGACCUUCGCUCGUACCGUGGCGCGGGGGCCCAUCACCCCGACCAAAGUAGCCACUACCAGUGUCAUCACCAUUGUGAAGUCGGCCGAAAUCUCAUCCAGUUCUGUGCCGUUUUCGGCAGCGUCCUAGUGCC